CAGUCAGGAAAACAAAACUGUAUUUGUGUACUACCAUGGACAAGAUAAAGUGGGUCUGACACAGAUACAUGGAGACCAUGUUCUACUGCACCUCUGACUCUGAGAAGACAACUCCAACAGAUAUGGCUUUUACUGACACAGAAGAUAUGCCUCGUCAGUUCCCAAAGGUAACACUGAGUGAGGCGGAGGAGGAGACACAGCUGCUUGCAGAGAGAGUCUAUGCAUCAGCGCUGAAAGAAGAAGACAAUAAGGAUGCCUUAUCUAUGUUCACUGUGCCUGAGGAUUGCCCGAUUGGUCUGCAGCAAGCCAAAGAUUAUGAACUUCUCAAGGAGCUGGCAGAACAGCAGUCUGAAGAGAGUACCAAAAGAAGGAAAAGCUUGAAGAUGAUUCGUUCCCAGUCUAUGUCUUUACAAAUCCCAGUGGCUACAGAAUUAAAUUGCUCAGUCGCAGUUACACCAUUCUUGUCUCCAAGCUCCACCUGCUCAUCGCUUCCAGAACACUGCCCUGAUUAUCAGAGAGUCACUAUAAGUGGGGAUUACUGUGCUGGAAUCACAGUUGAAGACUACGAACAGGCAGCCAAGAGUCUAUUCAAGGCCCUGCUUAUUCGUGAGAAAUACUCUAAACUAGCCUAUCACAGAUUCUGCAGAACCACAGCACAGUUCCUCCGCAACGCUGAGAAUAUGAGAUGGAGUGAAGAUGAUGAAGUUCUACCAGAUAUCUGCCCGUGUCCGACAGAUGGAGAGGAUCCCUACAGAAUGGAAAACAUCCCAGAAAACCUCAACUAUGAACUGAGGAUGAAAGAUGGAAUAGUACAUGUAUAUGAUAAUGCCGAGACACUGAGAGCAAACAAACCCCAUGACCUUCCAUAUCCAGACUUGGAAACUUUUGCCAUUGACCUCAGUCAUGUGCUGGCAAUGAUUGCAGAUGGUCCCACGAAGACAUAUUGUCACAGACGUCUAAACUUCUUGUGCUCCAAGUUCUACCUCCAUGAGAUGCUAAAUGAAAUGGCUGAGCUAAAGGAACUGAAAAGUGUGCCUCACAGAGACUUCUAUAACGUUAGGAAGGUGGACACACAUAUUCAUGCUGCUGCCUGCAUGUCUCAGAAGCACCUGCUGACCUUCAUUCAGAAAACAUAUGAGACGGACGCAGAUCGUGUGGUGUUGGAAAAAGCUGGACAAAAGAUGACUCUCCAGCAGGUUUUUCACAGCCUUAAUAAAGACCCCUAUGAUCUCACUGUGGACUCUCUGGAUGUACAUGCUGGGAGACAAACCUUCCACCGCUUUGAUAAGUUCAACUCAAAGUAUAAUCCAGUGGGAGCCAGCGAACUGAGAGAAAUCUUCCUCAAAACAGACAACCUGAUUGAUGGAGAGUAUUUUGCUCGCAUAAUAAAGGAAGUGGCCCAUGAUCUAGAGGAAAGUAAGUACCAGCACGCAGAGCCACGGCUGUCCAUCUAUGGACGCUCUCCAGACGAGUGGGACAGCCUGUCCAAGUGGUUUAUCCAACACAAAGUGCACUCACCAAACAUGAGGUGGAUCAUUCAAGUGCCCAGGAUAUAUGAUAUUUUCAAGUCAAGGAAGCUGGUCCCAAAUUUUGCCAAGAUGUUGGAGAAUGUAUUUCUACCUCUCUUUGAGGCUACUGUUAAUCCACAGGAUCACAAAGAGCUUCAUGUUUUCCUCAAAUAUGUUUCUGGCUUUGACAGUGUAGAUGACGAGUCCAAACACAGUGAUCACAUGUUCUCCUUCAGGAGCCCAAAGCCAGAGCAGUGGACUGGAGAUAACAACCCACCCUACAGCUACUACCUCUUCCAUAUGUAUGCAAACAUCAUGGUCCUCAACAACCUCAGAAAAGAGCGUGGCCUGAGCACCUUCCAGUUCCGUCCUCACUGUGGAGAAGCAGGAUCAAUCACUCAUUUGGUUUCUGCUUUUCUGACAGCUGACAACAUCUCACAUGGACUCAACUUGAAAAAGAGUCCUGUGCUGCAGUACUUGUACUACCUGGCUCAGGUCCCUAUUGCAAUGUCUCCACUCAGCAACAACAGCCUGUUCCUGGAGUAUUCCAAAAACCCUCUGAGGGAAUUUCUGCACAAGGGCCUAUGUGUGUCCCUGUCCACGGAUGAUCCCAUGCAGUUUCACUACACCAAGGAACCAUUAAUGGAGGAGUAUGCUAUAGCGGCUCAGCUGUGGAAGCUCAGCACUUGUGAUGUGUGUGAAAUAGCCAGGAACAGUGUCCUGCAAAGUGGUCUUUCACAUCAGGAAAAAAAGCACUUCUUAGGUGUGAACUAUCCUAAAGAUGGACCUGGGGGCAAUGACAUCCGUCGGACUAACGUGGCCCAGAUCCGCAUGGCCUACAGACACGAGACGCUGUGUAAUGAACUGAGCUUCAUAGUCGAUGCAGUGAAAUCUGAAACAAUGGCAUCCUAGUUUGAGCAAAAUGGACA
Molecule: messenger RNA, 2437 nt
Organism: Sphaeramia orbicularis (orbiculate cardinalfish)
Lineage: Eukaryota; Metazoa; Chordata; Actinopteri; Kurtiformes; Apogonidae
Gene: ampd3a
Product: adenosine monophosphate deaminase 3a
Exons: 15
Coding region: 69-2420 (783 amino acids)
Biological process (GO): IMP salvage; AMP metabolic process
Cellular component (GO): cytosol
Molecular function (GO): AMP deaminase activity
Source: RefSeq, a predicted model, not a curated record